Molecule: messenger RNA, 417 nt
Organism: Grammomys surdaster
Lineage: Eukaryota; Metazoa; Chordata; Mammalia; Rodentia; Muridae
Gene: Ucma
Product: upper zone of growth plate and cartilage matrix associated
Exons: 5
Coding region: 1-417 (138 amino acids)
Biological process (GO): embryonic skeletal system development; regulation of osteoblast differentiation
Cellular component (GO): extracellular matrix
Source: RefSeq, a predicted model, not a curated record
AUGUCUUGGAGACAGGUCAUUCUCCUGUCAUCUCUCUCGGCUCUGGUGCUCCUGUGUAUGUUACAGGAGGGGACCAGUGCUUCUGUGGGCAACAGACAGGCAGCUGGAGAGGAAGUGCAAGAAGGCAUGAAACAGAAGAUUUUCAUGCAAGAAUCUGAUGCCUCAAAUUUCCUCAAGAGGCGUGGCAAGCGGUCUCCUAAGUCCCGAGAUGAAGCCAAUGCGGAAAACAGACAGAAGCUGCGGGAUGAUGAGCUGCGGAGAGAAUAUUAUGAGGAACAAAGGAAUGAGUUUGAGAACUUCGUGGAGGAACAACGAGAUGAGCAGGAAGAGAGGACCAGGGAGGCAGUGGAGCAGUGGCGUCAGUGGCAUUAUGAUGGUCUGUAUCCUUCCUACCUCUACAACCGCCAAAACAUCUGA